GCGCACUCGGUGGGAAAACACGACUGAAAACGGGCAGCUAUGCCGCGCGCUGCGGAAAACGGGCUGGACGCGUCCGCUUGGAACAACGGCCGGUGCACCGGAGGACCGACCCGGGGACCUCAGAACCGGGACAGGCGUUGACAGGCGAGACUUCUCCCCGGGGGGACGCCUCCCGCCGACGGAAAACAAGCAAACAAAGCAGCGACGCGAAGCGCUCGACGAACCCGACGCUUCUCCCCGUUUCCCCCCCCUCUCCUCCUCUCCUCCUCGGUUCUCCUCCGCCUGUCCUCUCCUCUUCCCUCCUCUCUUCCCUCUUCUUCUCCUCCUCUCGGCGCCGCAAGAAGGAGCAGCGACACACCGGCAAUGUCGCUGCUCGCCGCGUAGGAUUUAUCCGCGCCGUUGCCUUUUUUUUUUGUUUGUUGUUGUUUUGUUUUUAGCACCGACCGGUGAAUAAAAGUGACCGGGGACGAGAAGCGACCGCCGCGGGGGCUCAGCAUGUUUUUCCCGGCUGUCCGCAGCAGGAGGUGUCCGGGCAGCUGCUGUGUGGGGACGCUGUGCUUGCAGUGGCUGCUGUGGAUUUUAUGCGCGGUGAACGGCGAGGAGCAGCCGUUCAGCGUGGAGUCAUGGCUCCAGAGGUACGGCUACCUCCCCCCUGCGGACCCCCGAAUGUCGGUGCUGCGUUCGACUCGAGUCAUGCAGUCGGCUAUCGCUGCCAUGCAGCGCCGCUACGGCCUCAACGUCACCGGCUCCCUGGAUAGCAGCACUAUGGGCAGCGAUAACACGAUAAGGUGGAUGAAGAAGCCGAGAUGCGGGGUUCCCGACCAGGUGGGAGGCGCGUCCAGAUUCAGUGUCAGGAAACGGCGGUACGCCCUCACCGGACAGAAGUGGCAACACAAACAUAUCACAUACAGCAUAAAGAACGUGACGCCCAAAGUGGGCGCGGAGGAGACCCACGACGCCAUCCGGCGGGCCUUCGACGUCUGGCAGAAUGUGACGCCGCUGCGCUUCGAGGCGGUGCCCUACAGCGAGCUGGAGCGGACCAAGAAAGACGUGGACAUCACCAUCAUCUUUGCCUCGGGUUUCCACGGCGACAGCUCGCCCUUCGACGGCGAGGGCGGCUUCCUCGCCCACGCCUACUUCCCGGGGCCGGGAAUAGGAGGCGACACGCACUUUGACUCGGACGAACCGUGGACGCUGGGCAACCCCAACCACGACGGCAACGAUUUGUUCCUGGUGGCGGUCCACGAGCUCGGCCACGCGCUGGGCCUGGAGCACUCCAACGACCCGACGGCCAUCAUGGCGCCUUUCUACCAGUACAUGGACACCGACAACUUCAAACUGCCCAUGGACGACCUGCUGGGCAUCCAGAAGAUUUACGGGCCUCCCGAUAAGCUCCCCCAGCCCACCAAGCCAUUGCCGACGGCGGCCCCUCCCCGCUCCCAUCCUCCAUCAGACCCCCGUAAACCCGACCGGCAGACGCGACCUCCGAGGCUUCCGACGGGAGACCGGCCGUCGCACCCCAACGCCAAACCCAACAUCUGCGACGGAGGCUACAACACCCUCGCCAUACUGAGGAGGGAGAUGUUCGUCUUCAAGGAUCACUGGUUCUGGCGGGUGAGGGAUAACUCGGUGAUGCCGGGCUACCCGAUGCUCAUCAGUGUUUUCUGGAGAGGCCUUCCGCCCAAGAUAGAUGCCGUCUACGAGAACAGCGAUGGCAAGUUCGUCUUCUUCAAAGGGAAACAGUUCUGGGUGUUCAAGGACACGGUGCUGCAGGCCGGGUACCCCAAGGACAUCGCCCAGUUCGGCCACGGCAUGCCGGCCCAGAGCAUCGAGACCGCCGUGUGGUGGGAGGACGUGGCCAAGACCUACUUCUUUAAAGGGGACAGGUACUGGCGUUACAAUGAGGAAAUGAGGACCAUGGACCCCGGAUAUCCCAAGCCCGUCACAGUGUGGAGAGGUGUGCCUGAUUCGCCGCAGGGGGCCUUCGUGGACAAAGCCAACGGAUUCACCUACUUCUACAAGGGCAAGGAGUACUGGAAGUUCAACAACCAGUUCCUGCGGGUGGAUCCGGGCUACCCGCGUUCCAUCCUCAAGGACUUCAUGGGCUGCGACCUGACGCCCGUCGACCCCGCCCGGCCCCCCGCCGCCGCCGACGGCUCGGACGUGGUGAUCGAGCUGGACAACGAGGCGAACGCGGUGAAGGCCGUGGCCAUCGUCAUCCCGUGCGUGCUGGCGCUGUGCCUGCUGGUGCUGGUCUACACCGUGGUGCAGUUCAAGAGGAAGGGCACGCCGCGCCACAUACUGUACUGCAAACGCUCCAUGCAGGAAUGGGUCUGAGGGGCGGGGGCGGGGGAGGGGUGGGGAGGGGAGGGGUGAAGGCGGGGCGAGCGGGUGGGAAAACAGGACGGAGAGCCCCCUCGCCUUCACGGAGGAGGGGCGUGCCGUGUGCAAACAGGACGCAGCCACGGCUCCUCCUCUCCGAUACCUUCGCUCGGACCCUCGUAACCGACCGCACGGCCUGCUGGUGGCCCCUCACACAGGAGGCGACCCCAGGAAGUGGACUCCGCUAACCCUGCGCCUUUUUAACUAACAGGGGGAGCAGAGGGGCCGUUUAUGGGGGACCUUUGCCUGAUACGUGACAGUCAGUCCCGGGGGGGGGAAACAGGAGGAUUGCUAUCACUUUGUAUCUCGGAAACUUGACUUCCUCUCCCCCCCUUUGCUCUUUUAAUUCUUUGCCAGACUGCUCUUAAUCAGAGGGAGGACUAACACGGAGGGACACACGCACACACACACACACACACGGCACUGCAUUGUCAUCCAUCAUAUCAGGUUGUUUAUGAAACACCAGUUUUCUAUUCUCUGAUCUCGGUGCCCCCCAUCGCGUCAAAAGAUGAACCUUCUCAGAUAAACACGAGUUAAUCACAUUACCAAUCUUCAACCCCUUUUCUGUAGUUGUUCCUUUUUUCUUUUUCUUUUUUUAAUUUGACUUAUUUUAUUGUAAAUCUUUUCAGUAAGGAGCUCCUCACCGUUCCCUUUAACGCGCUCCUGAGGAAGAGACCAAAUGAAACCAAAAAAUAAUAAUUUCUCUCCAAAGAGGAUUACAUUUUGCUCCUUUUUCUUUUCGUUGUUUCAGUUCGUCCUCUGUUCCCCUCUCUGGAUCCUUGCAGCGAUUAAGAGUCAGGGAGCUCUGACUGUUGUGGCAGUCUAUUUAAAUCACAGGGGCCAAAUUAUUCUGCAAUAUUUUAACUCGCCUUAAUUAUAGAUUAUACUACUUGUGCUUGGUUUUGCGGUUUUAUUUUCAUUUUGUUUUAUAUAUCGCUUUUGUUUUUCAUUUGUUUGGUAUUUCAUGGUUUUUAUUACAUUACCCAGAGGUCUCAGCACUGGCUUGCUGAGCUGUUCUGGACAGACUAUACAGUGGGGUCAGCCUGUAAUGAGAGUACUGUAUUGUAUCAUAAGGAAGGUUCUGGAGUAAAGCCACUAUUUUUGUGUGUUAAGAUAUUUGUUACUGUUACUUUUCUCAUUUCCAUACAACAGAAAUCAGGCUAAUUAGAGCUUGCGAGUGUGUCAUCGGAUUAGCCGAUGCUGUUUUUAUGCCCUCAGUUAGAAGAAGUGUGCAUCCAAAAUGCUUAAUGCGUGUGGUUGCUUGUGAAUGAACAGACCAUUUCUUAAAAAGAAUCCUGUUGACUGCCUUGUUUGGGAGAGCUCGCACUUCCCAGAAUGCUCUUGUCUCCUGACUGAGGACGCACCAAGUCAAGAUCAGUGCCUGUGUCAACGUGCAUGCGAGCAUUUACUGUUCAUCCAAGCGUUCUGCUCAUCGUGGCUCUGGAACCCCUCAACACGAGGGCGUUUUCUCUUAACAAUCCUGUUUGCAGUUAUUUUUGUACAUUUUGAGUGUACCCUAACCCCCCCAUGCCCCCCCAUCCCUACCUCCAGGUACAAUGGAAUACAAAAGAUUUCAGUGGUACAUUAUGGACCUCUUAGGGAGAUCCGAUGGGUAACUGGCAAAUCAAACACGGCUCAAGCAAAGGAGCCAGCGACCACGGCGCCCCCGCGUCACAGCGAGCGGGCCUUUGAAUGUGCGUCUGUUUUCAUGAUCACAUAUUGGUUUUUCUUUCUUUCCUGUUUUCUGGUCAAAACAAAUUGGACAUCUCACAAUGACUUCUUUGUGUAAGACUUUGGGACAACGGGGAAACGUGUCCUGACAGAAUGAAUAAAUUGAUCAAUACAUGAUUAA
Gasterosteus aculeatus aculeatus (three-spined stickleback) is the source of this 4234-nucleotide messenger RNA. NCBI's taxonomy places the organism in Eukaryota, Metazoa, Chordata, Actinopteri, Perciformes, Gasterosteidae. The record is from RefSeq and is a predicted model, not a curated record.